Armigeres subalbatus is the source of this 1294-nucleotide messenger RNA. RefSeq names its product regucalcin-like. The record is from RefSeq and is a predicted model, not a curated record. The coding region runs from base 184 to 1185 and encodes 333 amino acids. Gene Ontology annotation, molecular function: gluconolactonase activity; calcium ion binding. Lineage: Eukaryota; Metazoa; Arthropoda; Insecta; Diptera; Culicidae. Gene Ontology annotation, biological process: L-ascorbic acid biosynthetic process. The transcript has 5 exons.
CAAACGUUUGCACGCUGAUCGAGCGAUUCAGUACUUUCUUGAUCGGCGAUCUGUGUAUACAUACCUAAGUGCUUAAUUCGGUUAAGCGACUUCGCGAUCAUUGAUUAAUCUGUGGUAUUCGACAUCCAUUCUCGUUGUUCGCUGAUUGUUCGCGAUACGAUACGUAGAAGACGAUACAACGCAAUGUCGCUGCUGCCAUAUGCCAUGACCGUAGUAUCAGUUGCAUUGUGGCUGUUCACCCUGAUAGGCAGUAUGGCUGCGGAAUGUGGAAUUCAACAACUUCCAGGUCCUCUCUCCUACUUAGGUGAGGGUCCAGUUUGGGAUGUAGACAGCCAAAGUCUGUAUUACGUAGAUAUCAACGGAGCUGAAAUUCUUCGGUACGACUAUGUUGAAAACAAAACGUACAGUGCAAAAAUUGAUGGAGUCGACCCGAUUUCUCCUAUUAUCCUGGUCCAGGGGAAGCCCAGUGAAUACGUAUUAGGCACGGGCAACAAAAUUGUCCUCGUCAGCUGGGACGGCCGAUCGGAUAAAGGAACGCUUCUGAAAACCCUGUAUGAUUUGGGCGACUCUCAGAAACAUGUGCGCUUCAACGAUGGUAAGGUCGAUCCUCAGGGCCGCUUGUACGCCGGCACAAUGCAACUGGAAAGCCUUGGUGAUAUCAUGCAACAGAAAGAAGGCAAACUGUACCGAUUCGAUGGUAAGGCCGGAGGGAAGUUUCAUCAACUGAAAGCUGGUAUCAGCAUUUCCAACGGUUUAACAUGGCCGGAGAAAAGUAACAAAUUCUACUACAUUGACUCCGCUGCUUUGAACAUAAAGGAGUUUGAUGUACUGGAGAAUGGAGAUUUGCAGAAUGAAACCGUUUUCUACGAUCUACAAGUGGGAGGCAAAAACUCGGGAUUUGUGGCCGACGGCAUGACCCACGAUACUGAUGGCAAUUUGUACGUUGCUACAUGGGGCGGUUCAAAACUAUUGAAGAUUAAUCUGAAGACGAAAAAAAUCGAACAGGAGAUUGCAAUUCCGGCUAAACAAGUUACUUCCGCAGCCUUCGGUGGCCCAAACAUGGACGAACUGUUCGUUACAACUGCCCACACUGGCAACCAGGAUCCGCCAGCCGGAGCUCUUUUCAAAAUCACUGGAUUAGGUGCCAGAGGAAAACCAAUGGACAAAAUGAUAUUAACGAAUUGAGUUAGACAAGUUUCCGGUAAUGAAAUAAUUACUGUUCAAAAUCAGAUUAAUCUUUCGUUCUCACUCUCAAACAUGUUGUCAAAAUAAAUGAAUUUGCCGUUAAUUAUAA